Molecule: messenger RNA, 1001 nt
Organism: Spinacia oleracea (spinach)
Lineage: Eukaryota; Viridiplantae; Streptophyta; Magnoliopsida; Caryophyllales; Amaranthaceae
Exons: 1
Coding region: 201-770 (189 amino acids)
Biological process (GO): ribosome assembly
Cellular component (GO): nucleus
Molecular function (GO): RNA binding
Source: RefSeq, a predicted model, not a curated record
UGAGAGGGGGGAGAAGAAUGGGAAACCACAAACCAUUCUUAAACAAAUUAUUUCUCAUUGAUUUCCAUUCUCAUUUUCUUUCCAUUUCACCUUCUCCAACCAAACGGCCACUUAAACCCUCCCCCUCUUCUUUACGUAUUCCCUAAACCCCUAAUCACCGCCAUUAACGCCACCUUCAACCACCACUAAUAAACCAGAAUAUGAGAACCCUAGACGAACAAGAAACCACCAUCGUCUUCGAGAAGCUCUUCAAGUUCGUCGGCAAUAACCUCAAGAACAUCGUCGACAACCCGUCGUACGAAGGCCCGGCCCAGGACCCGCUCCCAGGCCGCUACUGCUUCCGCCUCCAGAAGAAUCGUGUAUACUACGCUAGUGAAUCGCUCGUGAAACGCGCAACAAACGUUUCGAAGGAGCUGUUGGUUUCGCUAGGAGUACAAGUCGGGAAGUUCACCCACAAUGGCAACUUCCAUCUCACAAUCCACGCUUUAUCUCUCCUUGCACCGAAUGCGAAGCACAAGGUAUGGCUGAAACCCACAUCAGAGAUGUCGUUUUUGUAUGGGAAUGCUGUGUUGAAGGCUCAUUUAGGGAGGAUUACUGAAGAUAUUAAUGCUGGUGAUGGGAUUGUUGUUUAUUCCAUGUCUGAUGUUCCUUUGGGUUUCGGAAUCGCCACCAAAUCGACCAAGGAUGUUCGUAAAUCGGACCCGCAAACUAUGGUAGUUAUUCAUCAGGGUGAUAUUGGUGAGUAUUUGAGGUUGGAGGAUGAACUUUGAUUUUGUUGGGGGUUUUUGGAUUGAAGAAAUUGAGACAUUUUUGUUAGUAGGUAUGUAUGCUUUGUGACAACUGAUUUGAUAAAGAUGAUUACAAUGUUAAAUUAUGAUGUUAUAGCCUUGUUUUCAAUGCUUCAAUGUCUAAUAUUAGUGCUAAUCACAAACAGUUGGAUUAUAAAAGCUCUCUUUAUAUAUAUAUAUAUAUAUAUAUGUUUGUGGAUUGACAACUUGGAA